Protopolystoma xenopodis is the source of this 156-nucleotide messenger RNA. The record is from the annotation of a GenBank genome assembly. NCBI's taxonomy places the organism in Eukaryota, Metazoa, Platyhelminthes, Monogenea, Polystomatidea, Polystomatidae.
CUUCACACCAGCAAUUCGGGCAAACUCUAUCUGCACACUGACAUUCGGCUGAUUUUCGCUCGCGACAAAUUUGAGUUCGAUCCACGGGUCGCCACUUAUGAGAUGCGCUCCUUUGUGGAUGCACCUACCAAUCCGCGUUAUUCGCAGAAGAAAUAA